AUGAAGGGCAUCGUGGCUGUUCUCUGGCUGGCCGUCAAGCGGGGGCUGUCCUUGAAUGUGGGUGGUGCAACCGAAGGUGGCAUCCACUUCAAUGCUGGCCCAGAGAACUCAGUAACGAAUGACGUCUCUGACGAUGCCGACUUAAAGGGAUGGAUUGCUCCAGAAAGUAUGGCUACUAUCGACAGGGAGGCGGCCGAUAGACAGAUGGCCCGGUCGGAAAGCUUAGAAGUGAUCGACGAGCUCGUCAACUCUCAGAGGUAUGCAGCGUACCCGAUGGAGAUCAGUGCAAUCUGCAUCCGCUUCGGCUUGAAUGCUCAAAGUUGCGCACGCGUUGAAGCAUAUUUAGGGCGCCUCGCUCAUAACCGUACGAAGCAGACAGUGAAGUUGCGCGGGUUCUUCUCGGGUACCAUCACUGCCAAGGCUAACGUCUUUGCGAUUGGCGUUCGCAGCAUGUGCGAGGCUCCCGCAGACAGUGCAUGCGAUAUCUACAGGCGAGACUUCUGCAAAGUCGUGACCGCUGCUUCUGGCAGGGCUCUCCUGGGCGACAAGGCUGCCCUUUUCAAAUUUGGUGACACAAGGGAUGCGCAUGCUUGCUACCCCACCUUUUAUAAGACUCGUCUUAUGAAGCUACGGGAUGAUAAUUACGUCCUCUUGGAUUUGAAUCAUGAUCGACACUGGGGUAUGGUGGGCCAGGUACCUGGUGCUGACGUUUCAUGGUCCCAGAAGAGGACACAACUCGUGUGGCGAGGGGCAUCAACAGGGAGGUGCGACGCGUAUUUCAAUAACACUCGCAUGAUGCUAGUCAGGAAGUACUUUCAUUCACAGGACCCCAGGAUCGAUGUCGGCUUCAGCGAAGCUCUUCAACACUGCGACGCAGCGCGAUCUUAUGUCAAGCCAGGCAUGUCCAUGCAGACGGUGCUUGCAGCAAAGUACGUUCUGGUUGCGCAGGGGAAUGACAAAGCAAGCGGCUUGAAUUGGGCAUUGGCUUCUAACUCUGUACCUUUCAUGGUAGAGCCGGACAUUGAAAGCUGGCUCUUGGAAUCAUCCUUAAAGGCUUGGGAACACUACAUUCCAAUCGAGCCAGAUUUCUCAGAUCUCGGGUCGCAGGUCGAAUGGGCAGUGCAGAACGAUGGCGAGGCAGAGCGCAUUGCCAAGGCGGGCAAAGACUACAUGCAGCAGUUCAAGAACAGGAAGACCGAGACGGACAUCGAGGCGGCUGUUCUCACGGCCUACCUUGACCGCAUGGACGUCAGAACGUCAAAGCUGAGCGGGGUAGUGGAUGGGCACCUCGAGAAAACUUGCCUGGAGACACCGUGA
Messenger RNA from Prorocentrum cordatum, 1317 nucleotides. The record is from the annotation of a GenBank genome assembly. Lineage: Eukaryota; Dinophyceae; Prorocentrales; Prorocentraceae.